Molecule: messenger RNA, 567 nt
Organism: Arachis duranensis
Lineage: Eukaryota; Viridiplantae; Streptophyta; Magnoliopsida; Fabales; Fabaceae
Exons: 1
Coding region: 1-567 (188 amino acids)
Source: RefSeq, a predicted model, not a curated record
AUGGGGACAACCCCUUUCCACCCCUCGAUCCUCAAGGUCUGGCUUCCGAGAAAUUUUGACAAGCCAACAGAGAUGAGGUACGAAGGGACUAAGGACCCCCAGGAGCACCUCACAGCCUUUGAAGCGCAGAUGAAUUUGGAAGGGGUAGGCGACGCGGUCAGGGGUCGAGCAUUUCCCGUAACGCUGGCUGACCCAGCAGUCCGAUGGUUUAACGCACUCUCGCAAGGGUCCAUCACGACCUUCAUGGACAUUUCCCAAAGCUUCCUAGCUCGGUUCAUAACACGCAUAGUCAAGGCAAAGCUCCCGAUUAACUUGCUAGGGGUCACUCAAAAGCCCGGAGAGCCGACCAGAAAGUUUCUGGAUAGGUUCAACGACGAAUGCUUGGAAAUUGAUGGCCUCACGGACUCGGUUGCUAGUCUCUGCCUAAGAAAUGGCCUGCUAAAUGAGGACUUUAGAAAGCACCUCACGACCAAACUUGUCUGGACCAUGCAGGAAAUUCAAAGCGUGGCCAAGGAAUACAUCAAUGAUAAGGAGGUGAGUCAGGUUGUAGCAACCAAUAAACGGUAG